AUGGCUGCCCCUACGCACAACAUGAAGUAUCGAUUUCUGGGCAAUACUGGCCUACUAGUCUCCCGCUUGUCAUUUGGUAGCUGGGUGACCUUUGACUCGCAGCUGGACUUUGAGAAGGCCUACUGUAUCAUGGAGCACGCCUACAAAAAUGGCAUCAACUUCUUUGACAAUGCCGAGCUGUAUGCCAAUGGCCAGGCCGAAAUUAUUAUGGGCAAAGUAAUCAAGGCUGGCAUUGAACGCAAGUUGUGGGACCGCGAGGACCUUGUUAUCAGCACCAAGCUCUUUUUUGGUACCAAAGCGGGCCCUAACAACUCGGGCAAUAGCCGUAAACACAUCGUGGAAGGCAUGAAGGCAUCAUUAAAGCGUUUUGAUUUGGACUACGUGGACCUCGUUUUCUGUCACCGCCCAGAUCCCGCUACGCCUAUCGAGGAGACCGUGCGUGCUAUGAACUUUGUCAUUGAGCAAGGUUGGGCCUUCUACUGGGGCACUAGUGAGUGGUGCACGAAGGAUAUUAUUGAGGCAUGCGAGAUCGCUGAUCGCCUUGGUUUGAUCCGUCCUGUUUUCGAACAGCCCCUGUACCACAUCUUAGAGCGGUCGCGUGUUGAGCACGACUUCGAUGUGUUGUACAAAAAGUACAACUACGGCCUCACCACGUGGUCGCCGUUAGCGUCCGGCGUUCUCACAGGCAAAUACAGCAAGGGUAUACCUGAAGGCUCGCGCCUAUCCUUGCCCGUGUACAAAGAUCUGCUUUCAAAUGGAUUGAGCGAAAAGGUAGCUAAGGCAGACAAGCUAGCUGAAGUGGCUAAAGAAGUUGGCUGCUCGCUGGCGCAACUGUCGAUCGCAUGGGUGGCGGCCAACCCACACGUAUCCACGGUGAUCCUUGGGGCUACCAGCAUCAAGCAGCUAGAUGAAAACUUGAAAGGCAUGGAAUUUGUGGACAAGAUCACGCCUGAGAUUCGCGAGAAGAUCGAUGCAAUUGCCGACUUCAAGCCUAAGAUUAUGCCUCAAGCCGAGCCCCGUAUAAUCAACAUGCGCCAGAAAUGGCUAUAA
This is a messenger RNA of Plasmopara halstedii, 1050 nucleotides long. Its product is annotated as Voltage-gated shaker-like K channel, subunit beta/KCNAB. The record is from RefSeq and is a predicted model, not a curated record. NCBI's taxonomy places the organism in Eukaryota, Oomycota, Peronosporomycetes, Peronosporales, Peronosporaceae. The transcript has a single exon. Bases 1 to 1050 code for a protein of 349 amino acids.